CUACGGUGCGCGGUGGACCAUCGUCUGUGCGCUCCACCUCUCUGAUCUGUAAUUAACAGGAAGGCGAUCUAAGUAACCAAGUUGUAUUUUCUUGUUGGAUUCAAUUCACCUGUGACAAUUCUCCCUCAAAGCGGACUGCAAUUCGAAUCAAAUAACACUGAUUCGAAACAAUUACUGAAUCAUCGGGUGAAAUAGACAAACUUUUACGAUAUCUUGAGUGUCAAUAAGUGUUUAAGUGUUUGUUGUGUAGAUAUAAAGUGAGAAUCAAAUAUGUUCUUUGAGACGAAUAUACUGUAGAAAAGGUGAAAUAUAACUAUGAGAUAAAUGAAGCAGUGGGACAUUAGUGAACCAAUGAACCAAUGAUACAUUAGAACUAUAAUUGUACUCUGGAUUACACUCAAGGAUAGUCCCUCUCACUGUGUGCCAUCUGUCUAAUCUACCUGAGUGCUGAUGAUGCCUCCUACAAUAACCAAGUAAGAGAUGAGUCGAGAUGAGUUGAGAUGAGUGAGGUAGCUAACAAGACCUUCUUCCUUAACUCAAGUCUCCUCAGUUCACCAGUGGCCUGUCUCUCUCCUCCACUCCACUUAAGUGAACGCCAGUCUUGUGGGAGAUAACUUAUCAUCUGUACCAACGAGAUCUUCUCCUCUGCUACGGUUAUCUUAAUGGUAGAUGGAGCCAGGUAGGAACCACAGGUCAGCGAGGGAUUGAUUGGUAUAGAUGAGAAGCUUCUACCUAGCUACUACACAGCAUUUAUCACCUGUGGAAAAAAAAACAAUAAAAAAAACUAAAAAUCAUACUGAGAAAAUAUUAAUAUCUUUUAUAUGUAUCGGGUGUAAAUAAUGUUGUUGCAGAUACACCUAUUGACAUUACUUCUAAACGUAAUUAUCUACUACAGGUGAGACGCCCUUAAGGAACCUAUACCAUGGAGACCAACACGAGGAUCAUACUUAUCACUGAGGACUUGUUACCAAAUAUCAAGUUGGUUACGUAGAACAGUAACAUAAUAGUGAAUAGUGAGAAAAAGUUCGACGGUAACAAAUAAAUUAACUAGAAACUUUGUGUUAAGUUUUAUUUGGGUUUAUUUUUUAAAGAUCUGGAACUUGUGAUAUAAGAAAGAUGUCUGUUUGUAUGUCCUGAUCAAGUUAGUGUGGAGACUAGUGAGUGUGUGGAGUGUAGAGUAGUCAAGGGGGUAACUGGUAUUGUGUGGAGUUAUAUUGGGAUUUUAUGAGUAAACUUAAAAUAAGAAAUAGUCAAGGAAAAUGGUGAAGUGUCGAGCAUAAGUCUUUAAAAGUCUUAAAUAAAAGAGUCAAGAGUUAUCAUACACGAGAGAUACCCUAACAAAAGAGAAAUCUCAAGAGUGACAUAAACACAAAACCAAAUAGAAAAUUAUUGAUUACUGCAGCAGACAUCUUACGUUCCUGUAGUUCCAAUAUGGCGGAUCUGAGCAGUCACCAGAAUUCCAAUAUGGCGGCGGGGAGCAUUAGCAACACCACAGAAAAAGAUCAGGAACUAUCUGCUGGUGUAGUGGACGUGGGGCCUCUUACAGGGGGCCAAACGUUCCUUCUAGACCCCAGCAUCACCACCAGGGCCUAUCUGUGGCUCUCUACUACCAUCAAGAACGAAAGCUGGUGGGGUCCUUCUGACGACUACUCUCUCUCUCUCAACCUGACGGAGGAAUACUUCACCUCCGUCAACGUAACAAACGACGGCAUCUACGAGAACGACACUAACGUCACCACCGGCUACGUCCCCUACCCUCAACGACCCGAGACCUACAUCGUCCCAAUGCUCUUUGCCAUCAUCUUCAUCGUUGGGGUUAUUGGUAAUGGUGCCCUGAUUGUGAUCUUCGCGCGUAACAAGACACUACGCAACGUACCCAACACCUACAUCAUCUCCCUGGCGCUUGGUGACCUGCUGGUGCUCUUCUUCACCGUCCCCUUCGUCUCCACCAUCUACACCAUAGAGUCGUGGCCUUAUGGCGGCUUUGAGUGCAAGUUUAGCGAGUUCGUGAGGGACAUCUCGGUGGGGGUGACUGUGUUUACUCUGACGGCGCUCUCGGCUGAUCGCUAUAUGGCUAUUGUCUCUCCUGUUAAGAAGGCAGUGGGAGCAGCGAGAGGAGUAACAGUACGUACAGCUGUCAGCAUCUGGGUGGUGGCUGUUCUGCUGGCCACACCUUCUGCAGUGUUCUCCAGCGUGCGAGUCUUCAAAGUCUCUAAUGUCAAGUCCAUUAGUGUGUGUUAUCCCGUCCCUGAGAACUUCAUCGACUGGUAUAUGCCGGCUAGUAUCCUCACCAAGGCCCUUAUCUACUAUCUCCUGCCUCUGAUUGUCAUAGGGACAUUCUAUCUCCUGAUGGCUCGUCACCUCUUAGCCUCUGAUGUUCCCGGGGAGUCACACGUCUUCCACAAACAGAUUCGUACCCGUAGGAAGGUUGCUAAAGUCGUGCUGUGUUUUGUCAUGAUAUUUGCCGUAUGUUUCCUACCCACACACGUCUUUCUCUUGUGGUUUUACUUUGAUCCGGAAGGUUCCAAUAAUUACAAUGACUUCUGGCACGCUCUUAGAAUCGUCGGGUUUUGUCUCGGCUUCAUCAACUCUUGCAUCAAUCCCAUCGCUCUUUACUGCAUCUCGGGAACCUUCAGGAAACAGUACAACCGCUACUUGUUCUGUUGUUGUUGGGGAAGAAGUGGACACAGGAACAUCAAUUCGCUCCGUUCCGUACGUUCCAGUGGCUCUAGAUACAGGUGCUCAACUCUCCGCCCCUCAGAGACUAUCACCCUCACUACCCUCCUUCAUGAGAGGACCUGUGCCGUCUCCUCAUGACACACGAACGUCAGUCCACGACACCCGAGCCUGGACGACACAAUCACAUGCACCAGACUCGGCUCCUCCCACACGCUGUCAGACAACACCCAAGGUAUCAACAACGGCAUGGCUAUCUAUGAGGUCGUCCAGUUUUAAUAAUACAAGUGACACAGGUGGUAUGAAAGUCCCAGGCUGAGAGAUAGUGUCCCAGGCUGAGAGAUAGUGUCACAGACUGAGAGAUAGUGUCCCAGGCUGAGAGAUAGUGUCCCAGGCUGAGAGAUAGUGUCCCAGGCUGAGAGAUAGUGUCACAGACUGAGAGAUAGUGUCACAGACUGAGAUAUAGUGUCCCAGGCUGAGAGAUAGUGUCCCAGGCUGAGAGAUAGUGUCCCAGGCUGAGAGAUAGUGUCCCAGGCUGAGAGAUAGUGUCCCAGGCUGAGAGAUAGUGUCCCAGGCUGAGAGAUAGUGUCCCAGGCUGAGAGAUAGAGUCCCAGGCCUAUGACGUGAGGUGACCGAGGGGAUACAGGAGGACAAUUCUCUCCGUCAGUCAAGUCAGUCAGUCAGUCUGUCAGUCAGUCAGUCAGUCAGUUAGUCAGUUCACCAUACCGUUAAAAAAAAAGGUUGUACUAAUGACUGACUUUACAUAAGAACAUUAACAUAAAAUAUUAAAUUUGAUGAUAGAGUAACAUAGAAUUAUCCAACGUUUGUUUAUGUUUUAGAUAAUCGUGUUACUGAAACCAGACGAAGAUGACAGUCUAAAGUGGGUUAAUAAUCUGGUUAAUAAUUCAGUCCUCCUUUUCUGAUGACCCGUUUCUAGGAUUAUUUAUCACCUACAUAUGUCACCUUAAUUACUCUUGAUAAUUAUGACAUAUACCUGAAUGUUGAUGAUAAUUACUGGUGUUUAUGUACAUCUGUUGUAUCAUAAUUAUGGGUAUUUGUUGUUUAUUCGAGAUAUUUAAAGUAUAUGUCGUAGUAAUUAAAUAAUGUAUAUAUAUAUAACAAGAUGUUUUUGUUAGUCAGAGAAAAUUUGUUUAGUAAAUAAAUAAGUACAGCUGUUGUGUCUUUGUUUAUAAGGAAAAAAAAAAGCACAGGAGCUGUUUUUGUAGACUUGUGUAUUAAGGAACCAAAAAAAACAAUAAAAGUGUUCACAUUAAGUUUUUACUCACGGCUCGUUUAUGAAUGUUAAAGCACAAAUAUUUCCCUCACAUGUUUGUUUAAAUAUUAAUAACAUAUUGAAGGAGUUAUCUCAGGGGGGCUUAAAGACACCCUAUUGACGUCUCCUGUAAACAGAUAACCCCUUAAGAUGGUAACACACACCCUUUAGCCCCUUAACCCCUUAACCCUUAACCCCUUAACGAUACUCCUGCUUCUGUGAAUAUAGUAUAAACGGUUCACGUAUCAUAAAACAUUAUUCUUGGGUAUAAGGAAAGGGCUUAGACGUGAUAUAGAGAGUUAGAAUCUAUAUCAAGAUCUCCCUUAUAUAUCUUUGUCGUGUUUAGUGUUCACAUGACUUAAAUCCUUGACUUCUCCUGCACAAUGUCGCCCCCCCCCCCCCGAAAUCCACAAAUCCAGGACCAAUAUUCUAAAAAAAUAGUCUCAAAGUAGUUUAUCCUCGUUACCUCUAGCUAGUGACUGUAUACAAUCCGUUUACUUCAUCUUCUCCGUGUGGUUAGUUCCUCGUAAAUGUGGAUCCACUUCUUGGUAUCGUAAGUAACAAUAAGUAACAGUGAGGAUACUUAGAUACUUAAUUACUUACAAGCACUACAGGUUACAGGUACAAUGGUUCAAACUACGAAAAUCCUGACCUGGUUUUGAAGUUUCUUACGAUAUCAACUUCAUUGCCACAUUAAACUGGGGUAUAUAUUUUUUUUCUGUGUCUCAAGGCUUUUAUCUCUGGCGAUAAAUACACCGUCCGAUUAAUGUGUAGUUUUAUAAGACAACUGUAUAUGUGUGAUAGGAUUAUAUAUAUAUAUAUAUUUUUUUUUUUACGGGAAUUAGCUCACAAUCUUCCUAUAUUCCAAUUGUUAACUUUUUAUUCUUUCUGUUUUGAUUAGUGUUAUUUAUUUUCUGAUUUAUUAUUGAGUAUUUUUUAUCACCUAUUUUAUCCAUAUUUUACCUUUUUAUCUCCCUAUUUACAUCUUAAGUCAUACGCACAGUACAAUAUGCUUCUGAGAGAGAUUUGACCCAUUGUAAUAAUAUUCUACACGUAAAUAAUAUUACUCUACGAUCUUUAACUCAAAACCAAAAUAAUAACAAAGCAAAAAACAGUAGAGGGAUUUAACUCUCCCGUCUGUGGUAUUUACCCAACGUCGUGAAUUCUAAAUCAAAAUAUAGAUGACAACAUUGGAAAUUUUUAAGCCCUUACGGAGAGAUAAAAAGAUAGUUUAAAUAUCGUGAGUUUUUCUUUUAGUAUAAUUUCUGGGUCAUUAAAGCCGCCAAUUAACUUCGUGACGUCUGUUAAGUGAGGCAAUUACAUCACUUCUCAUCUAAUUACAAGAAAAGUAUUUUAUCGUGGGAAUCUGUUUUUUUAUAUUGGCUCUUCUCGUUUCCUGAUGUUUGUUUUUUUAUAUUGAGAGCCAUGUGUGUGUGUGUGUGUGUGUGUGUGUGUGUGUGUGUGUGUGUGUGUGUGUACAGUACUGAGGUAAUACUGGCACUUGUGUUUCAUUCUUGUGUCUUGUGUUUCAUUCAUCAGGUGUUGUGUUGUCUAUAAGAUCCUCACUACCUAUAAAUGCGAUUCAAUUAUCCAGCUUUAUGUGAGUGUUGUUGUGUCCAGAUAUUACUCUUUAGAAAAUGUUAAUAUUUCUUAUACAACUUUUACUUGCAUGUAAAGAUUAUAUACCUUUUGGAAAUAGUGUAUUUGUGUAAUAAUAAUAAUAUAUGUAUGUGUGUUUGUUUGUUUGUGUGUGUGUGUGUGUGUGUGCGU
This is a messenger RNA of Homarus americanus (American lobster), 5719 nucleotides long. RefSeq names its product neuropeptide CCHamide-1 receptor-like. Gene Ontology annotation, molecular function: G protein-coupled peptide receptor activity. The record is from RefSeq and is a predicted model, not a curated record. Gene Ontology annotation, cellular component: membrane. Bases 1432 to 2817 code for a protein of 461 amino acids. The transcript is spliced from 6 exons. NCBI's taxonomy places the organism in Eukaryota, Metazoa, Arthropoda, Malacostraca, Decapoda, Nephropidae. Gene Ontology annotation, biological process: G protein-coupled receptor signaling pathway.